AGCUGCGCCAGCUGUGCACCGAUUGGGCAACGCCCCAGCGCUUCAAGCGCAAAGUGUGUGCACGCCAUGCGACUCUGUGAACAUGACUGACCAGAAGGCUCUUCUUCCCAAGACCCGGGGUUCAUUCCUUGGUUUGCUGCUGCUCUUCACCACCCUGGCCUGUCUGGUCACUGCCUCCUGGGCUGUGAAAUGGCUCGACAGGACGAGAAGCUUGGCGCUCUAUGGAACGCUCCUAGGCCUUCUUCCAGGCGCAUUACAUAGCCGUUACAGCCGAACAGCAGAGGCACCCAGACGCAGCCUACGCUAUUGCCUGGUUCUCCUCAUCACUCUGCUGGGCUUUGCUGUGGCUGUGCUUCCCUUCACUCCAGCUCUCCCUUGGCACAGCUUCCUCGAGGUGCCUCACCAGACAAUCAUACGAUGGGUGGAUGCGCUAUCCUGCGCGGGUAUCACUGUUGUCGCUGCUCUGUGCAUGAAACUUGAACAUCCACCUUCAAACUAUGUUCGCCACGCGGUUUGGGCAAUCUUUGGAAGCUGGCUUCUGAUCACCUUGCUCGCCUCCACUGUCUUCUUUCCCCGUGAGUACCACACGCUACUGCAACAUGCAGCGUGGCAUUUGGAAGGCAUCGACUUCAUGUGGAUUGCUUGGUUGAUGGCUGACCGGAUCACUGAAAUCACAGACCGACCUUCAUAUACAUUCUCCAACUCAGGAAAGAUCAUUCGUAUUGCGGCUGUUUGCUUCCACUUCAGGAUUACCACUGAGACUUUCCUGGGCACCAAAACUUUGUCGCUUGCAAUCCAGAUGGUCUUUGCUGCCACCUUCUUGAUGCUGUGGAUGUUUCUUUGUAUGAGAAUCAUACUAUGCUUGGCCCGAAGUCUCUGGCUUUUGUGGAAAGAGCUCCAUGUCGUGCAAGGCGCUCCAGAGGCGGAAGCUCGUUGGGCCAUGGAAGUGGUGCGCCUGGAGCUGCUGGCGUGA
This is a messenger RNA of Durusdinium trenchii, 973 nucleotides long. The record is from the annotation of a GenBank genome assembly. NCBI's taxonomy places the organism in Eukaryota, Dinophyceae, Suessiales, Symbiodiniaceae.